AUGUUCGUUCGCACCCUCUUUCCGGCCCUGCGCAGGGACCACGGCUGCCGCGCUGGGGAACACGGCAGCGCGACAAGGCCCAUAGCCAGCUCAAAGCUUGCGGAGGAACAGCCCAGGAUCAGGACGUUAUUUUAUCCCCUCAGCACGCUGGAAGGCAGCGUGGUUUCGCCCGUACCUCGAAGCGGCCAAGGGCGACGAGGAAAGGGCGCUCCCACUCACCACGGUCGCAGCUCCGGCUGCCUUUCCGGGUUGCUCUUGGGGACCACAGGGCCCCCAUUCCCCUCGGGUCACUGCCCGGGGGAAGAGUCCUAUCGCGGAGGCCGCUUACUGCCCUUCCUCCCCGUGAACGGAGCAAACCUCCUCCAGCUCCCUGCCCUGCUGCCGGCCGAGGGGCCGGCAGAGCCCCCCGACCUCCUCGAAACGGAGGGGGAAGCCAAGUUCGACCCCUCGCUGCUGGAGGUGCGGCUGUCGCCCAACUACGUGGUGUGUCGCGACUGCGAGGUGAUCAACGACGGGCACUCCAUCCAGAUCGUCCUGAAGUCGAAGUCAGUGUUAAUAGGCGGGCCGUUACCUCGAGGACAUGAAUUUGAACUACAUGAUGUUCGAUUUCACUGGGGGAGAGAAAACCAGCGUGGUUCUGAACACACAGUUAAUUUUAAAGCCUUUCCCAUGGAGCUUCAUCUAAUGCACUGGAACUCCACACUGUACAGCAGCAUUGAUGAGGCAGUAGGGAAGAAGCACGGCAUAGCUAUUGUUGCUUUGUUUGUGCAGAUUGGGAAAGAACAUGUAGGCCUAAAGGCUGUGACUGAAAUUCUCCAGGACAUCCAGUACAAGGGAAAGUCCAAAACAAUACCCUGUUUUAAUCCCAACUCUUUAUUGCCAGAUCCUCUACUACGUGACUACUGGGUGUAUGAAGGCUCCCUAACCAUUCCGCCCUGCAGUGAAGGUGUCACCUGGAUAUUAUUUCGCUAUCCUUUGACUGUGUCCCAAGUGCAGAUAGAAGAAUUUCGUAGAUUGAGGACACAUGUUAAAGGUGCAGAACUUUUAGAGGGCUGCGAUGGAAUCUUAGGAGAUAACUUUAGACCAACUCAGCCACUUAGUGACAGAGUCAUCAGGGCUGCAUUCCAGUAGCAGAAGAGGAAGAAAAACAAAAAUAAAUCAUUAUUCAGAGUGGGGGAAGACAAUGCUCCCACAGUGCCCUUGGAUGAGAAAUGGAAACUUUUGAGACUGCUGCUUCAGUUGAACCACAAAGCCUGUAUUGUUUGCCUUCAUCUAGUUCAGCCUUGAUAGACAGCUGUGACAGUUGGUCUGUCCACACGGUCCGGUGAAAUUCUGGGAAUGGAUCUGUACAUUAAAAUAAAAAAACACAUUAAAUCUUCCAAUUCACACUGUUACCUAUUUUAAAAUGGUAAUUAUCAUUACUUAUGUAGUUUCUUUACUAUCUCAUUCAAUAUUGGUCCAAAUAGUACUAGUUUUAAGCUUGGCAUGAAUGUUAAUAUAUAUAGAAAUACUCAUCACUGUUUUGAAUUUUGGAUUUAAUUUUAUUUUAUGGUAUUUCUUGUGCUGUCAUUAACUAAUGUCUUUUCUGUAGAGGGGAGGUACAUUCUGUAAAGCUAAUAAAAGCAUUCACUGUGCACAGAGGAUAUUAUGUCAAUUAAGAAAUCAGUUUUGGGCAGAAGGGAACACUUCUCUGCCAAACCUAUACAUGUAACAUUGUUUAGCUGAAUAAAGCUGAGUGACGUUGGCAUUACUAGGAACCUUUUUGAAAUAAGGAACCGUUUUGAAACGAGGAGAAUUAACCAGUGUACCAAUAAACAGAGUCAUCUGGAUUA
Molecule: messenger RNA, 1832 nt
Organism: Struthio camelus australis
Lineage: Eukaryota; Metazoa; Chordata; Aves; Struthioniformes; Struthionidae
Source: RefSeq, a predicted model, not a curated record